AUGGCCGCAGCAGCCGCCGCCGCCGGCGGUGAUAAGUACGGCUUGUCGGCGGGGGUAGGCGCUACGGCGAGCACGGCGGCGGCGGCUGGUGAUGAGGUUCUGUCGGCGGUGGGGAGGGAGGAAGGGCUGCUGGAAGCGGUGUGCGAGCUGGCGCUGGCGUCCCCGCUUGCCCCCGCGGGAGGCGGGCCGACGUGGUCGGAGUACGGGUUGCCCGCGGACUGCCAGAGGUCCGCCAUGGAAGUGCUGGCCGUGCUCGUCGCGAGACACCCGGCGAAUCAGGUGGCACUGCUCGAUAGGACCCUCGAUGCGUUCCUGUCCGGCAACACCGAAUGGUGCAAAUCGGUUCUCGCCGGAGUCGCCGCGAAGCACGCCUCCGCCGCAAGACUAGAGGACGCUAGCCGAAGCUCCUCCCCCCCCGCGUCCACCGGGAACCCGUCCUCCGUCCCCCGCAGCAACGAUCACGUCUCCGUUGCGAACGGCACUAGCAAGGAGCGGGACGUCGGAGGCGUUGCCGUCAUGUCCACCGUCGCCAAAAUAGGCCUCCUGUGCGUCCGCGCCUCCUCAGCCGCCGCUCCCCAGUCGUCGAAGCCCGGCGAGACAGAGGCUAACGGUGGAGGCGGAGAGGACGACCCGCUGGCGGCGGCGCUACGCCUCCGCCUCCUCCGGCGCGUGCUGCAGGCGGGCGGCGCCGACGCUCGCGCGAUAGCCGCCAGCGUCGGCUUACCUACCGGGGCUGCUGCUGUACGGCGGGGGGGUGAGCGCGCGCGGGAGUCGAGCGAGGGGGAAAGCAACGGCCGGGAAGAGCCGAGCGGAGUCGAGGGUCCGAUUGAGGAACAGCAGCGGGGAGGCGGAGAGCGUGGCGGCGGCGGCGGGGCGGGGGGGGCGUCGGACGGGAACGGGGAGGGGGGGUCGGGUAGAAGGGUACGGUGCGGGCCUCCGCUGACGCCGGCCCUGGAGGUAGCGAUGAGGCUGCUGGCGGACGGGUACAAGUGCGCCGUCACGCGACAGACCGGUGUCUUGGAGGCAGAGGGAGAGGAGCGUCGAUCCCCGCCUUCGGAUCUCACGCACUACCUCAUCUCUCUGGGCGAGCUGGUGUUGACCUGGCUCUCCCUCGCUCCCGCGGAAGGGGUGGGACCCGCGCUGUCCCGAAGGCUGCUGGCGAGCGGCUCGAGCUGGACGUUGUUGCGGACUUUCGGCAGGGCCUUCCGGCCUGAUUUGGCGCGAAGGGACGUACCGCCAGGGAAUGGAGACCACAUCGAAGAGGGCCACGACGCUGCUGCUGCUUCAGCUGCCGACGCCACAAGUGCGGACGGGAGAAGGUUAUCGGACGACCCUUCCUUGUCCUACCUCCACGCGGUUGUGGCCAUGGUCGUCGGAAGUUUCGUGUCCUCGGGGAGUAACCUGGCGAGCCGAGCGCUGGCGGCGGGAAUCGAGAGAUACGUUGGCUUGUUUGAGUUUUGCAGGAUCCUCGACUCUGCAAGCGACUGGAUUGCGUUCGCUUGGCCAGCUACAGCUAUGCAUACACCCACACACCCUGGCGGGAGCAUGGCGGGAGAGAUGCGCGUCCCCUCGUUUUGGGCGUUGGCAGGCGACUCCACCUUCUCCAGCAGGCUGGUAGAGAUAAUCCAGACCGCCCAGAUGACGAUGAUCGACCUCAUCAUCAAGGGUGGCUCUGAAUCCGAGGCCACCCGACGAAAUACCACCGACCAGGGUGCAGAAGAGGGGGGCCCGCCAUCAUCUCUUAGAGACCAGGGGGGGGGCGCUAACACGGUCGACGGUGGUAGCCGGGAAGCGUUUGAAGCGCUGCUUCGGCGCCAGCAAGCUAGGAUCGAGGAGCUCGAGCGCCGCUUGCUUGCCCCCGGCGCCAAUGCCGACCAUGUCGAUCCCGCCUUUGUUGCCGAAGGCUGCGAGCAGCAGCACCCUACGCUUACUAUCUAGAGGCACAUCAUGGGUGUCUAGUAGAUGGGAAGGCCGCAGGGACGCACGAUCGUCUCAUGUUGGGUAUUUUGCCGCACUGAAGAAUGAUUUCACGGUCACGGAAAAUCCGUCCCGGGUCCUCAUUUUUCGGGCGGAGCGCUGUGUGUUACUACGGGCUUAAAAUGCUCCAGUGGGAUUGUCGUUGGCACGACAUGGCAUUUGGCGCUUUUGACACUUGCGUGAAGUAGAACAAUAAUACCAGCGUGUACAAUAGACUGCUGGCUCGCGUGGCUCUUGAGGUGCAAAAGAGACUGCGGGUAUGCGUACGUCUUUGUGCCGCACGCGCAGCAGCGCGGACUGGGUUAGACGACGGUUUUCCCCGCGCGUGUUGCUGGAACCCUCAUGCAUUGAUUUGCAGACUGUAAGUGUCGAUGCUUGCUAAUUUAGAUGAGGUGCUGUUGCCUUUUCAUCAUCUUUGCGCGCUGUUGCUGGAGGAGUGUGUAAGACUGCCGUGUUCUGUGCUGUUUUCCAGGAGAAAGCCUAGAAGUGGGAUUGGUGCGCUGUUUCUUGCUGUGCGGUUGCUGUUCUGUGCUGUAGGGUGGGUCCGCCGUGUGUGCCGGAACAGGGGAACUCCCGUCAGGUUCACGGGAUUCCGCAGUCCGGCCC
Molecule: messenger RNA, 2583 nt
Organism: Ectocarpus siliculosus
Lineage: Eukaryota; Phaeophyceae; Ectocarpales; Ectocarpaceae
Source: the annotation of a GenBank genome assembly